Molecule: messenger RNA, 731 nt
Organism: Myotis davidii
Lineage: Eukaryota; Metazoa; Chordata; Mammalia; Chiroptera; Vespertilionidae
Product: pulmonary surfactant-associated protein D-like
Exons: 3
Coding region: 1-609 (202 amino acids)
Source: RefSeq, a predicted model, not a curated record
AUGGGGAGUACUUCAGGGUUGUGCAAUGCCAUCUCUCCCCUCAGCAAUGUGCUCCCAGCCUCUCAGAAUGAAAGCCUAUCUCUGAGCACCUUCCCUUGGGACCCGGACUCUGAGCCGACCCAUGGCUGUGAGGGACUGGUCUUCACUGGCCCUCUCUCUCCUGCAGAUAUCGCUGUUCUGAGGCAGCAGGUGAAGGCCUUGGAGGGAGCCUUCCUUCAGUAUAAGAAAGUGGAGCUCUUCCCGCAUGGCCGAGAUGUUGGCCAGAAGGUCUUCAAGUCAGCAGGCUUUCAGAAACCUUUCCAGGAGGCACAGCAAGUGUGCGCACAGGCCGGGGGGCAGCUGCCCUCCCCACGCUCUGAAGCUGAGAACCACGCCUUGCAACAGCUGGUCGACAUUGAGAACAAAGGUGCUGCGUUCCUGAGCAUGACUUUGUCCAAGGUGGAGGGCAAGUUCACGUACCCAGGAGGGGCGCCCCUGGUCUAUACCAACUGGUCCCCCGGGGAGCCCAACAACUACGGAGGCAAUCAGUACUGUGUGGAGAUGUACACCACCGGCAAGUGGAACGACGUACCCUGUGAAGUGACACGCCUUGUGAUCUGCGAGUUCUGAGCCCUUGGGGUGGGUAGGGCAGCUGUGGUCCAGGAUUCUGGCCCAGACCCGUGUGCUGCCCACAUGACAAGGAAGAGCUGAGGGCUCUAUGGCCGGGCUUCUGCACAGAGCUGUGGGAUGUG